AUGCCAAAAGAUUUCAAGGUACCUCUGUUGGACAAGUACGACGGAUCCUACGACCCCAGCGAUCAUGUAGACGUGUUCCAGUCUCAAAUGCAUCUCGCUGGGGCAGACGAAGCAUGUAUGUGUAUGGCUUUCUCCAUCACUUUCAAAGGAUUAGCAUGGGCUUGGUACAAGAACCUCACGCCAGGCUCCAUCAAAAGUUGGGGACAGUUUGUGGACAUGUUCACAGCCAACUUCACCACUAGUAAGAAGUGCCCGAAAUCACAAGAGAGCCUUCUGAAUGUGGUGCCGAGGGAAGGGAAGUCGAUCCGGAGCUACAUCAAACGUUUCAAUGAAACAUGCUUACAGAUACUAGAGUUCAACCCAACAGUACGCCUCACUGCAGCUCAAAAAGGAGUCACACACAAGGAGCUCAGGUGGUACAUCAAAGUGAAUCGGCCAAAGACUAUUACAGAGUUUCUCGCGUUAGCCGAGAAAUUCAUAAGCACCGAAGAAGAGCUCAAUUAA
Messenger RNA from Nelumbo nucifera (sacred lotus), 504 nucleotides. Lineage: Eukaryota; Viridiplantae; Streptophyta; Magnoliopsida; Proteales; Nelumbonaceae. The record is from RefSeq and is a predicted model, not a curated record.